CUCCGCUCGUACCGCGGCAUCCGCGCGUCGAUCUUUAUAAACGCGAGAUCGUUUCGAGAAGCGUCAAAGUAUUCUCGCUCGCGAAAUAGUAAAGUGACUAGUCGACGAAGCGCGAAACGGUAUAAGAGCAAAGUGGCGAGGUGUGAAAUAACGAGAAUUAAAAUCAGUCGCGAACUACUCGAUAUGGAACGAAUCGAGCAGAUAAUUAACGCGGCCGAUUAUAUUAAUGUGAACGGUGAUUUAAUUACAAUAAAGUCUUACGUUUUGGGAGAUCUCGCCUCGGAUUUGCGCGAGGAGGCGCGAGGCAUUAUCGAGAACAGUCCGGAUUUGCUCAGACUGAACUUUCAGCUGGAUGGAGACAUCGAUAUCGCGCGUUCAAUACAACAGAUAGAAGAUUGUAUAAGAACGGCGCGAGAAUCGCUCUAUGAUUUAUUUACGAAGACGAGGACUAUGCUCGCGCAGGCGCAAAACGUUCACAGCGCGUUGCGCGACGCUCGCCAACGCGAUGUCGCGCUAGCCCCCGAGCAAUUUGAGUUUCGCGAUCGCGACUUCGCCAUCCCUGAAUUAAUCGACAGGCUUCACGAACACGAGAAUAGGCGAGUUAUCGCGUCACCGAUCGACGAGGAGCCCGAAUCGCGGCCAAUCAGCGAGGAGCCCGAACCACAGCCAAUCAGCGAGGAACCCGAAUCGCGGCCAAUCGACGAAGAGCCUGAAUCGCGACCGAUCGACGAGAAGCCCGAAUCGCAAUUAAUCGACGAGGAGCCCGAAUCGCAGCCGAUGGAGGACGAGGCCGAACCGUCGACGGGCGACGAGAAUGAACCGCCAGCGAAUGUACAAUUAGAGGGUUACGAGCCCGAAUCACAGCCGUUCUUCGAGCUGUAA
Formica exsecta is the source of this 882-nucleotide messenger RNA. RefSeq lists its product as uncharacterized. NCBI's taxonomy places the organism in Eukaryota, Metazoa, Arthropoda, Insecta, Hymenoptera, Formicidae. The transcript is spliced from 2 exons. Bases 184 to 882 code for a protein of 232 amino acids. The record is from RefSeq and is a predicted model, not a curated record.